AAAAUACUCCAGAGAAAAAAAACAAAUCCCUACAAAUUAGCGAUUUUCUCUCUCUCAAAGAUUUGUCUCUCUCCUUCCUGGUUCCCACUUCUCCAGUGAUCUGUCAUCUCUCUCCUUUUAGGUAUUGAAUCUGUGAUCUACCGUAGACCUUACCUAUAAAUUCAGAGUUUUCAAGCUUUCUUUCUCUGCAAACCGCGUUUUUUAAUUGAAGAUGAUCGUAAGUAUAUGGUCAACGGUAACUGGAAAUUCUUUAUUUGCACCUAUGAAACGACACACAGACUGAAAUGCAAUUUGCACUCCAGAUUGUCUUCUGGCAACCAGGUUCCUUAGAUUCUUCUCUGUGGCUUUUCAGAUUUCAACAGGAAAUGCAUAAAAUGGGUACAGAUGAUGGGAGAACUGGAUUGACAGAGAAUAACAAGCUCUGUGAUCAUUCUGAAGUUGACGACCACAUUGAAUCACUUUGGAUGGUGGUGAUGAAUCGGUGGCAGAAUACUGAUGGCUUACUUGAAGGGCCUGAAGAGUUGAAGCCCUUAAACAGGUCCAAGUCUGUAUCUUCAAUGGCACAGGCAUCCCCUUUUAGUAGGGUGAAUGGACCGAACAUGGAGAUUUCGUUCUCGAUCCACCACCGUGUAGCUUUGAAGGGGAUCAAGUUCAUUAGCAAGAAGGAAGAUAGGGUCUCUUUGGAUAGGCGAUUUGACGAUAUCACCAAGUACACCAAUGGCUUACUUCCACGAUUGCGUUUCUGGGAAUGCAUUGGGAUGAACAAAGAUUCGCAAGACUUUGCUGCGGUGCUUUUUGAUGCAUUAACUCUAAGGAGGAACAUAAUAGGUGACUCAAUUAAUAAAGCAAAAAUGCGCGAGUUUUGGGGACAAAUUUCUGAUAACAGUUCUGACUCAAGUCUGCAGACUUUCUUUGACAUGAUUGAUGAAGACGCAGAUGGUAGGAUCACGCAAGACGAUGUCAGAAAGAUUAUUAGCCUUAGUGCUUCAACUAACAAGUUAUCGAAUAUUAAGGACCAAGCAGACGAAUACGCCAAGUUUAUCAUGAAAGAGUUAGAUCCGGAUGACCUCGGUUACAUCAUGAUUUACAAUUUGGAGAUGUUAUUGUGGCAAAUACCACAAUCUAACAUCAGAGGAGAAAGCCAAUACUUGAGCCUGAAAAUGAAACCAAUUCGAAGUUGUAAUCCUAUAAGAAGAUUGUAUGAAGAUUUUAGCUUCCCAAAAAUUUUAAUCAAUGGUCCAUAUGGAGGAGCAGCAGCACAAUACUACAAGAAAUACGAGGUGGUGUUACUAGUGGGAUCAGGAACCCCAAUCAUCAAUAUUGUGAAAGAUAUUUUGAAUAACAUUAAAGCCAAAGAAGAUCAAGAGAACCCUUUGGAAAACGGUAGCACCGGCAAACUACAAAAGAAAAAAUCAGGGGAAGCAAACUUUAAAACAACAAAAACUUACUUCUAUUGGGUGACAAGCGAACAGGGUUCGUUUGACAUGGUUAAAGACAUUAUAAAUGAGGCUGCUGAAAUGGAUAAAUAUGGUGUCAUUGAAAUGCAUGCUUAUUGCACCAGUGUUUUUGAGGAAGAUGACGCUCGGUCUACCAUUAUUGCUAUUCUGCAGUCACUUUAUCAUGCAAGAAAUGGUAUUGAUGUUGUCUCAGGGACCCGUGUUAAGUCUCGUUUUUCUGAACCCAAUUGGCGUGAAGUGUAUAAACAGAUCACUCUUAAUCACGUGGGUUCCAGAAUAGGGGUGUUCUAUUGUGGAGAGUCAGCACCAGCAAAAGAGCUGAAACAACUAGCUCAUGAUUUUUCACAGAAGACGUCAACCAAAUUUGACUUCCACAAACAGAACUUCUGAUUUUUUUUUGCCCAUCUAAAGACCUCCAGAAAUUGAUCUAAUCAAACCUUCUAGAAUCAUAAAUUCUACCCCUCGUCUCUCUAUACAGAGAAUUGAAGAUGAAGACCCCUAUGAUGUCUGGUUUGUUAAGUAUUCAGGCCAUAUAAAGUUGGUCAUGUGAAAUUAUUGAUUCUGGUAAAUAAAUACUUUUAUUUGCUGUUAUAUCUAGAUUUAGCUAAAUAGGGAAUUGUUUUGUUUCAGGAUUUGAAUAAGAACAUGUCAUCUUUAGAUAGAUAUAGAGGAACCGUUGUGAGAAAUACCUUAUUGCUAGCAUGCUAGCCGAAAAAUAUUUCUACAAAUUAAUCAGGUAUAAUUAUAAAUA
Molecule: messenger RNA, 2208 nt
Organism: Lactuca sativa (garden lettuce)
Lineage: Eukaryota; Viridiplantae; Streptophyta; Magnoliopsida; Asterales; Asteraceae
Product: respiratory burst oxidase homolog protein C
Cellular component (GO): plasma membrane
Molecular function (GO): calcium ion binding; peroxidase activity; NAD(P)H oxidase H2O2-forming activity
Source: RefSeq, a predicted model, not a curated record